Molecule: messenger RNA, 408 nt
Organism: Darwinula stevensoni
Lineage: Eukaryota; Metazoa; Arthropoda; Ostracoda; Podocopida; Darwinulidae
Source: the annotation of a GenBank genome assembly
AUGGUUCAAUGCCUGUGGAAUGUUUUCGGGAGCAGUCCGGCUAGCACGAUCGAGAUUCUCUUGACUCCAGAGGAUUUCGGGAAUUUCUCAAAUAGAUCAUUGCUUUUGAGGAUUGGCUACGGCUACAAGGAUGACAACCCAGCGGGAAAUGAGGAAACAGUCUUGGCUACAUUUGACUACCCUGUCCCAGAGAACACAAUGGUGAUCGUUGAGGGCGGAGAAGCUUGGGUAGACAUGCUCGCCCGACAAGAAAUAGGCCCCUUUCGAAUAUUCUCUACUAUUAAAAACGAAGCUUACUUCUUGACAGAGAAAAUCCUUGGUGGCCUUGGGAACGAUUGCAAGAAGGACAACGAAUGCAACGGAUAUGGAAAUCUGAAGUGCGACAAUGAAAUUCGUGACGUCAUGUGA